Suillus subalutaceus is the source of this 4453-nucleotide messenger RNA. RefSeq lists its product as uncharacterized. Gene Ontology annotation, biological process: DNA-templated transcription. Bases 116 to 4330 code for a protein of 1404 amino acids. The record is from RefSeq and is a predicted model, not a curated record. Gene Ontology annotation, molecular function: DNA binding; DNA-directed RNA polymerase activity. The transcript is spliced from 20 exons. NCBI's taxonomy places the organism in Eukaryota, Fungi, Basidiomycota, Agaricomycetes, Boletales, Suillaceae.
CUUAUAACGUCGAAGUCAGUUGUUGCACUAAUAUACCCGGACACUUUGCUCGUGCAUUGCGCAUGAGUGAUAGGCGUCGCCGCAAAACCUAGCUUCUUGUACUAAAAUUUUUACCAUGAAGGAGACAGUACCUUCUGAGGCACCAAAAGUUAUAAAACAGCUACAGUUCAGCUUGCUCAAUGCCCAAGAUACGGUCAAGAUCUCCGAGUUCCAGAUCACUCAUCGCGACUUGUAUACGCCCACCGAUCGACUUCCCGUCAAAGAUGGCGUCUUAGAUCGCCGGCUGGGAACAACAGAGAAGAACGCAUUUUGCGAGACCUGCGGCCUCAAUUCUGUCGAUUGCGUUGGCCACUACGCAUAUAUUAAACUGGUGGUCCCAGUAUUCCACAUCGGCUACUUCAAGCAUACCAUUGCCAUCCUCCAGGCCAUAUGCAAAACCUGCGCUCGCGUGCUACUGGAGGAACCCGACCGGCGGACAUACCUCAAACGCUUCCGCAGAACAGGUCUUGAAAAUAUCCACCGGCAGGCGUUAUGCAAACAGGUCAAUACGAUGGCACGAAAGGUCGUCUACUGUCCGUACUGCUCAGCAACGAAUGGCGCUGUUAAAAAGGCAGGAGUACUGAAGAUUAUCCACGAUAAAUUCCGCGCGAAGAAGACAGCAGACGAGAUGGAGAAAUGGAAGCGUACAUUUGCUCCAGCGGUAGAGGCGCAGAAGGAACUUGGGAUGUACUUGAACAAGGCAAUCCAUGAAGAUUUAAAUCCACUAAAAACUCUCGAUCUCUUUAAGAGAAUAUCCGAUGAGGACAGUGAAUUACUUGGUCUACGACCCGAGUUUGGUCGUCCAGAAGAGUAUAUCUGGCAGUACAUUUCCGUUCCACCGGUUUGCAUCAGACCAUCCGUUGCCCAGGAUGGAGCUUCCAACGAAGAUGACCUCACUGUCAAACUUACGGAGAUCGUUUUCACCAAUGCCCUCAUAAAGCAAGGUCUGUCUAAAGGAGCGCCCACUGCACAAUUCAUGGAACACUGGGAGUUCCUUCAACUUUCUGUCGCCAUGUACAUCAACUCCGAACUUCCUGGGGUACCCUCACAAGCUGGUCAAAAGCCAAUGAGGGGCUUUGUACAGCGCCUGAAGGGUAAACAGGGUCGAUUCCGUGGUAAUUUGUCUGGGAAACGUGUCGAUUUCUCCGGUCGCACCGUGAUCUCCCCUGACCCAAACUUGCGUAUCGAUGAAGUAGCGGUACCAGAGCGUGUCGCGAAGAUAUUGACAUACCCGGAACGUGUGACUUCCCACAACAUUGACGGUCUCAAACAAGCCGUUCGCAAUGGGUGUGAUGUGCACCCCGGCGCUAACUACGUAACAGCGGGCAGUAGUGGCUUCAAGAAAUUCUUGAAGUUUGGCAAUCGCAAUGCGGUGGCUGACAGUCUGAGAAUUGGAGACAUUGUCGAGAGGCAUAUCAUCGAUGGUGAUAUCGCCUUGUUCAAUCGGCAACCCAGUCUACACAAGCUCUCGAUCAUGUGUCACAGGGUCAAGGUUCGUCCUUGGCGCUCCUUCCGUCUAAACGAAUGUGUUUGCGGCCCUUACAAUGCCGAUUUUGAUGGCGAUGAAAUGAAUCUUCAUAUUCCUCAGACGGAGGAAGCAAGAACAGAAGCGCUCGAGCUCAUGAGCGUGAAACAUAAUCUAGUCACUCCUCGGAACGGAGAGCCUGUGAUCGCCGCCAUUCAAGAUUUUAUCACGGCUUCCUACUUGAUGACUCGUAAAGAUACAUUUUUCGACCGUCGCCAGUUCACGCAAAUAUGUUGCUACUUUGCCGAUGCCAACUUACAGAUUGACAUACCCCCACCGACGAUCUGGAAGCCUAUACGACUAUGGACAGGCAAACAGAUUUUCAACGUUCUCAUGCGUCCUAACAAGCAAUCCAACGUAUUUGUGAACGUUGAAUGCAAGUGCAAUAAACCGGAAAAGCUAAAACCUGAACAUUACCCCUCCAUCAAAGAUCCUGCCCCAGAUCUGUCUCCGAACGAUGCUUGGCUUGUCAUCGUCAACAGCGAAGUUAUGUGUGGUGUCAUGGAUAAAGCCAUCGUCGGCAGCGGGAAGAAGAAGUCGAUAUUCGGAAUAAUCAUGAGGGACUACGGCCCACACGAGGCUGCCGCGGCCAUGAACCGUGUAGCAAAACUGUGCGCUCGUUGGUUGGCCAACUUCGGUUUCUCUCUCGGAAUCAACGAUGUCAUUCCAGGGCCUAUCCUUGCGUCGAAGAAAAACCAGAUGGUUGAGGCUGCUUACGCUGAAUGUACAAAUCUCAUCACGCAGGCAAAGAAGGGGAAGCUGGAGAAUAAACCAGGAUGCAACCAAGAACAAACACUUGAAGCUAUGAUAUCUGGAAUCCUUUCAAGAGUUCGGGACAAGGUCGGAGACAUUUGUAUGCAGGAGCUGAGUCGACAUAACGCACCUCUAAUCAUGGCAACUUGUGGCUCUAAAGGUUCCGUGAUCAAUGUUUCUCAGAUGGUUGCCUGUGUCGGCCAGCAAAUCAUUGCGGGUCACCGUGUUCCAGAUGGUUUUCAAGAUCGUUCUCUACCACAUUUCCCGAAGAAGUCGAAAGAACCUCCAUCCAAAGGUUUCGUUAGAAACAGCUUUUUCAGCGGUCUGCUACCGACCGAGUUUCUGUUUCACGCUAUCUCCGGUCGUGAGGGUUUGGUCGACACCGCGGUGAAGACCGCUGAGACCGGCUACAUGCAACGACGUUUGAUGAAGGCACUGGAGGAUCUAACCACUCAAUAUGAUCUAUCAGUGCGCAACUCCACAGGCGGCGUUGUACAGUUCAGAUAUGGUGACGAUGGCUUGGAUCCUGCAUGUCUUGAAGGUGACGCACAGCCAGUCGAGUUCGAGCGGGCAUGGACGCAUGCUUUGGCAAUAGGAAAUCGUCGUGGUCGCGGUUUACUUCCCUUCGAGAUCGUGGAACUCGUUGAUCUAGAGCUCAAGAAACCAAAGUUCACCAGCGAGUGCACACCAGCAUAUCUUGAUACUAUACGAGACUUCGUCGUUCAGCAUAUCGCUCAUCAUCUCGCUGCGAUGCGCAAAAGCCAGGGGAUGUUUGAGGCUCUGGAGCGCUCAGAUGAAUGGGAUUGCGAUACCGACUUGUCUAUGGGAGCUUCAGCUGCCUCCAAGGCUAUCGUAGACAAUAAGGCCAAAGUUACCGAGUCUCAACUCCAGCAUUUUCUUGCCUUGUGUUGGAAAAAGUACGUCAAAGCCAGGAUUGAGCCCGGUUCCACUGUAGGUGCAGUUGGUGCUCAGUCCAUUGGAGAACCAGGGACACAGAUGACCCUCAAGACCUUCCAUUUUGCCGGGGUUGCUUCGAUGAACGUCACGCUUGGUGUUCCGCGAAUCAAAGAAAUCAUCAACGCAUCCAAGACCAUUAGCACGCCCAUUAUUAGCUGCAAGCUCGUCACUCCCAACAGCGAGCCUUCUGCACGUAUAGUUAAGGGCCGUCUUGAAAAAACUCACUUGGGCGAUAUUGCUGCUGUUUUUGAAGAGGCAUGGGCGCCAGAGUACACUUAUAUCGGUGUAAUUAUAGAUAUGGAUACCAUCCAGAAGCUUCAGCUUGAACUCACUUUGGACGAUAUAAAGUGGGCGAUCGUAGCCACGAGAAAGCUCAAGAUUAAACAAGAGUCCAUUACCGUCAUUCCUCGCAGAAACCGCUUGCGCAUCUAUAUUGACGGAACGGACAAAUACUACAAGUUGCGAGAAUUGAAGCGAGUUUUGCCGGAUGUAGUAGUCAAGGGAGUGCCAACUAUUCAGCGCGCCGUCAUUAACAUCAAAGAGAAGGACGACGCUAAGGGAAAAAAGGGAGACAAGGAACUACUUGUAGAAGGUUACGGACUACAGAAGGUCAUGACCACGGAGGGGAUUGUUGGUGAGGCCACGACUUCUAAUCAUGUAAUCGAGACAGCAAAGGUCUUGGGGAUUGAGGCAGCAAGACGGACCAUCAUCGACGAAAUCCAGUAUACCAUGCAGAGCCACGGAAUGAGCAUUGACCCUCGUCAUGUCAUGUUGCUUGGCGAUGUCAUGAGCUACAAAGGAGAGGUUCUUGGUAUCACUCGCUUUGGUGUCGCGAAAAUGAAGGACAGCGUUCUUAUGCUUGCUUCUUUCGAAAAGACGACAGACCAUUUGUUUGAUGCAGCGGCCUUCGGGAAGAACGAUAGUAUCGCUGGUGUAUCAGAAAGCAUUAUUAUGGGUAACGCAGCUGCAAAUUGCGGAACUUCUAUGCCUGCCUUAUAUUCACCAUCGCCCCACAUAAGCAAACCACGAAGGUUAUUAUUCGAAGAUGCGUUAUAAAAGUUGUUUCUCCACCAAGCUACCUUAUUUCUAUAUAUCUCUACCAACGCUUGUCACAAGGAGAACCUGUACGGAUUGUGUGCAAAGCUAAGCUGUGGCUUGUUAAAAGUCAUAAUGUCGAAA